This is a messenger RNA of Dracunculus medinensis (Guinea worm), 690 nucleotides long. NCBI's taxonomy places the organism in Eukaryota, Metazoa, Nematoda, Chromadorea, Rhabditida, Dracunculidae. The record is from the annotation of a GenBank genome assembly.
AUGAAUUUUAGAGAAUUAAAUUUAAUACCGAAAUCAUCAAGUCUAUCGAAUGUUGCUAAUGAUGAAAAAAGGAAUAAUGAUUCUUUGCUACCACAAAGAUUUUCAUCGAAAAGUAGUUUAGAUAAAACACAUUUAAUGCCUAAAAUAUGGAAUUCAACAAAUCCAAAUUUUCAAAAUGGAAGCGAGAUUCUCUCAAAAAAUUUCGAAACGAUUCAGCAAUUAAAAACUAUUGAAAUUCCUUCUGAAGGCAAUCAGUUUGUGCCGAAUUCUCACAAUGAUUACUAUGGUGCAGCUACGUUUCCUGAAUAUAAAUGCUUUAAAAAAAAGGCCAACCAAAAAUCGCUUGAUUCACCGAAUUAUGAUAAUAUGACAUUAGAUGAAUUAAUUGCUGCAAGCACAAGUUGGGUUGAAAGUUUAUCUUCGGCACAAGAUCUAACGAAUAAAAAUAUUGGCGUAAAUGGCAAUUUUGCAAAUCACAAUAAUCACGAGCCACCUAAAAGAUCCAUUAGAUUUGCUAGUGUCGUAACAGAAAGUAUCAAUAACACUCUCACUUCGGAAGAUAAUGAAAUAGAGAGUGUCGAUAGUGUAGCAAGAAAUGAAAAUGAAGGUACCAUUUCAAGUGGAUCUGGCAGUAUUGUGCUUAAAUAUCGUCAGUAUAAUUUAACAUCAACGCCGGAAACUACCGUCUAG